Messenger RNA from Drosophila bipectinata, 395 nucleotides. It is a transcript of the gene Eig71Eb, whose product is annotated as Ecdysone-induced gene 71Eb. The record is from RefSeq and is a predicted model, not a curated record. Lineage: Eukaryota; Metazoa; Arthropoda; Insecta; Diptera; Drosophilidae.
GUUUUUUAGUGAGUUUUUAGAAGCAAAGCCAAGAUGUCGAAAAUAACUCUGAUUUUUGCUAUCCUUUGCCUUUUCGCGGCUGCAAUGGCCCAGGAAAAUGCUCGCGAGGUUUGUCGGAGGGUUAAUGAAAGAUGCCAACGGUCUGCUGGAAAUCAUGGUCCGAAUAACGACAUCUCAAAUAUCUUCAAUGAAUGGUGUCGCCGUCAAAAUCGCAACUGGCGUAACAUCUCCCGAUGCGAACUGACACGCGCCACUUGUCGAUUGACUCUGGAGCGCUGCAGGUCCCUAUCCUGUGAGAAUGUCAGAAACGCCCUUGGUCCUGAUCCUCGCGAAUAAAAGAAGUUCUUUGGCGUUUGAUGGAAAUGUAAUACCAAAUAACUUUGCCUUUAAAACAA